Lachancea mirantina is the source of this 1512-nucleotide messenger RNA. The record is from the annotation of a GenBank genome assembly. NCBI's taxonomy places the organism in Eukaryota, Fungi, Ascomycota, Saccharomycetes, Saccharomycetales, Saccharomycetaceae.
AUGGAAGACGAUGAACAACCGAAAAUGGGUUUGAUCGUAACCGCACGGCAGACGUAUUAUCCAAUUGAACUCUCAAACGCAGAGUUACUUGCGCAUUAUGAGACUAUUCAGGACUAUCACCAAGAGAUAUCCGCCAAUGUUAUCUCGCAAUCGUGCAAAUUCAAGCCGGACCCCAAACUCAUUAGCCAACAGCCCGAAAUGGAUCCACAUCAGACACGUAGAAGUGUGAUGUCGAUCCUGUUCGAGCUCGCUGUUAAAACUCGUGUCACAAAUGGCAUAUUCUUCCAUGCGGCAAGACUAUACGAUCGUUACUGCUCCAAGAGAGUUGUCCUGCGGGAUCAGGCCAAACUGGUCAUCGCCACGUGCCUGUGGCUUGCGGCCAAGACCUGGGGUGGUUGUAACCAUAUCAUUAACAAUGUCUCCGUGCCCACGGGCGGACGUUUCUACGGACCUAACCCCAGAGCCAGAAUCCCCAGACUUUCAGAAUUGGUGCAUUACUGCGGCGGCGCCGACGUCUUCGACGAAAGCAUGUUCAUGCAAAUGGAAAAACACAUCUUGGACACCCUCAGUUGGGACGUCUACGAACCAAUGAUCAAUGAUUACAUUCUGAAUGUAGACGAAAACUGCUUGAUACAGUACGAGCUUUACAAGAGACAGUUAGACCACAACCGCGACUGGUUCAAAAGAACGUCUCAAACUUCGGAUAGCGACGCUACAGAAGCGGAUGAAGAGGACGACAGGGAUCUCGACAGCAAGAUCAGGCUGAUCAAUAUCAAGACUUUUCUAAUCGAUCUCGCAACAUGGCAAUACGACUUGCUCAAGUUUGAAAUGUUCGAACUCGCACACGGCAUUUUCUCAAUCAUCAAUCAGUUCACUAAGCAAGACCAGGGUCCACUUCUGCUGUCGCCUUUGCCAACCGCUACCAACCAAGCCGCGCUACUUAACAUUUUCAUGGCAGCAGUAACUAAGGCGCCCGCAGAACUUCUGGCUUACUACAACGACAGUCAUGGUGUUACUUCGUUUGUCGACGCCGUCAAGUCGCACUACACUGCACUACAGAAAAAAUGGCAAUUUGCGGCAAACGCAGAUCUUUCGCGCCGAUCUACUUUGUGUGCUGAGGUACCAUCCAUGCCCUCUCCACCAUACCCAACCACCACUCAGACUCCUCUGAGAAAUACGGCGGCCGCGUCGGACACAAGCAUUUUCAGCACUGUCGAGACACAACCGUCUCCAGUAACGCCUAUAAUGUAUUCGUUCCCACACAGUAAGGGCAAUUCAAACAGCACGUGUGGAUCCACGCUGAGCGUGAACAGCAUCUCGAACAAACGCACACGGGGCGAAGACUACGAUUACAUGGACGAAGACAAAGAAAAUCGCGAAAGAGGGUUUGUGGCACCACCCAAGGCCAAAUUCGUGGGCAAUAGCAUUUUUGCAUCGGGCGGGACCUCUGCCACAAACAGCAACCGAUCCUCGCUUGUAUCGCUCGCUAUCGGGAAUAUUAAUGUUGCAUAG